AGCCAGGAGGCCUCGCAGUUCUGGGACAGCACCUUGUUUGGCAGCACAGCCAAGUAACAGAACAGCACCUUGCUCUGAGCCGCCAAUGCUGUAAGGUCUGGCUUUCCUUCUCUGCUGGGCAGAGCAUAAAUGCACAUAGAUCCAGGAGGGCGGAUUUGCCGUGUGAGGUGAAGCUCUGGCAUGGAAGGACGGACGUGUAGUUCGCAGGGUGGACAAGGGUGUUGCUCGGAAGGGAGGCAGUUCCCUGUCAGCUCUCUAAAGUGGACAGUUUUCAUCCCCGUUGCAUUUUUCACUUUUUCUUGGAAUUGUGGACUCGGUCAUCUUCCAAGGAUGGGGUUUUCCAGUUAACAGAAGUCUGAAGCCCUUCAGCACACGGCCGGAGUUUGGGCUCUUCAUGUGACAGUGUGCACGAUUUCAUGGUUAGUAAAUGGAUAUUUUACUCAACUUGAAGCUUUAUCCUCAAAUGACAAUAGCAGCAGGCUAGCUGGAAAUGCAUUGAUCUCACUUAAGCCAAAGUGUCAGUUAAAGAGAAAGGAGAGGCUUUUCUGUCUUGUUCAAAAGACCACCUCUUUUUUUUCCCCCCAGCCCUCUCCUGUGAAGCUCUCAGUUCCUUGAGCCCUUAGCUGUAAUCCUGAAAUUCAGAUUUCUGGGAGAAAUCGUGCCUGAAUCAGACAGACUUUCUUCUGACAUGUUUACCAGCUGGAAUUGUGGGAACUCUUCUCCUCUGGCUUGGCAGGGAUAGUCCUUAAAAUGGAACGCGUAAGAGGAAAGGAAUGAUUCUGGGCUUCCUUGGCUUUAAAUGUACAGAAUGGAAAAACAAGUUGUGCGAUAAGAAUUCUGUUGGCCUUUGCUGAUCUGUGAUGUAGCUGUCGGUUUGAAACCUAGUUCUCUGACAAUUGAGUUCUGUAUUCUAGGAGCUUUGUUUAAUCUGGUUGAAUUAAAAACUACAAAAGAUUUCGACAUUAUAAUAGGCAGGACCUCAGCAGCGGAGCUGAAGAAGGUAAUGUUAGCAGCUUCUGCACAGCCUCUGCGUUAUGUUUCAGUGAAUUUAGUCGUAAGUGAAUGCUCCCUGUGGGAGCGAAGUAAGCUGUGUGUGGUACUAACUACCCAUUGUGGUGGUGUUUACACGAGCAAAUGCUCUGAGGGAGUAACUGCUCCCUCAAUGCUUGCGCGCUUGCAGACACUCUUUAUCCUUCUGACACGGUUAAAAGAAAAACAGCAUCCAUGAGAAAUCAGCAAGGUGAGAAUAUGCAGCAUUCACAGUUGUUAAAUAGGGACUAUUCCGAGAGCCACAGCUGACCUAAACCUCGAGUCGGCUGCACGGUCCGCCCGUCAUCAACGCUCUGCCGCGAUUCGUACCGAGCUUUCCCGCGCGGCGGCUUGGGGCCCUCACUGCUGCCCGCUGCGCGGUUACGGCAGCGCCCGGUGGUGCGGGGAAGGCGCAACCUGACGCCUCCAUCAUCACGUGGAUGGGGCGUGUAGGGAACCCUGCCCGCCUCCUGCAAAUCUUCGGUGACGUGCGCCGCGAGCAGGCUGCUGCGGUGUGCCGCUGCCUAGCGGGCCCGGCGCUGCUGCGCCGGCCCUGAACCCUGCCGGGAAGAGGCAGCACGGCGCCGGGGCGUCAGCUCACGGGCCUCUCCCCGCAGCCCCGUCCUCCACCUAGGGCGGACGAACGGCCCUCUGCCGCGGCGGAGCGCACAGAGCGGAUCCUGCCGAGUCCGGGAUCGUUAUUUGCGCACCGGCGGCGCUCGGCGGGAGCAGGGCUCGGGCUGACGGCUGCAGCGAGGCCUCCCUUCCCGGCUGCCCCGCGCGGAGCGCCGCCGCCUCACGACCACGUGACGCGUCUCCGGAAGCGCGCGGGCCGGAAGUGACGUUGCCGGAGGUAGUCACGCGCGGGGGCGUAUGGAUUCACGUCUGUGAGGGGUGGCGGGCGCGUUGGUGCCGGAGCGGGAGCGGCGCGACGAGCGCUCAGGUUUCCAAAACCAGAUGGAGAACUUCACUGGUGUCAGUGACCGAGGCAGCUUUCAAGCUUGGGAUGGAGGUGGCGAGCAGGCAGGAUCCCUAUUUACGAGUGGUCGUGCAAACUGCAGUGUGCUGCAGAGCCCUGACACUCCUGCUGCAGGCUGUGUUCAACCUGCUGAUCCCAGAUCAUGCAGCAGAUGCCUUCUCCCCACCUCGUCUGCCUGAGCCUGGCACAUGUGACCUGCUGCUGGAGUGGCUGCUUGGGGGCCUGGCGCACUGGGAUGCGGAGCACUUCCUCUUCAUCGCAGAGCGGGGUUACCUGUAUGAGCACAACUGCGCCUUCUUCCCACUUUACCCGCUGAGCUUGCGAGCUGUGGCUGAUGGGGCUCUGUGGCCCCUGCAGCAGCUGCUGUGUUUGCGGAGCCGCCUGCUGCUGUCGGCCGUCCUCCUUAAUUCUCUCUUUUCCGUGCUGGCAGCUGCUGCCCUGUACAAGCUGGGCUGUGCCGUGCUGCGGUGCCACAGGACAGCCUUCCUUGCUGCCCUUCUCUUUUGUAUCAGCCCUGCCAAUGUGUUUAUGACAGCUGCUUACUCAGAGAGCAUGUUCGCCUUUUUGGCCUUCAGUGCCAUGUGGCAACUGGAAAAGGGGCAGAGCUGGCUCAGCGCGCUGCUCUUCUUCCUUGCCACUGGCGUGCGUGCCAAUGGGCUUGUGAAUGCUGGUUUCUUUCUCUACUCCCGCAGUAAAUCCUUUGCCUUCCAGCUCCAGGUAGGUUCAGGGUCAGUAAGGAAGCUCUCUCUGUUGUGGAGGCAGCUCCUCAGUGUGGCAUCUUCCAUGCUUCUGACGUGUGCUGGGAUUUGUCUGCCUUUUGCUUUAUUUCAGUAUUAUGCCUACAUGAGGUUCUGUGGCCCUGGCCCUGGCCUGGAGCUGGCUGUUCCUGAGCCGCUGCAGCAGCUGGCUUUGGACAAAGGCUAUCGCCUGGUGGCCCACGAUGGGGUUAAACCCCCUUGGUGCUCCCAGCAGUUCCCUGUGGCCUAUUCCUAUAUUCAAGACGUUUACUGGAAUGUGGGCUUUCUGAGGUAUUUUGAGCUCAGACAAGUACCAAAUUUCUUGCUUGCUUUGCCUGUCACGCUUCUGGGCUUGUGGGCUGCCUGGACCUUCAUCACUGCAAACCCCCGGCACUGCCUGACUCUUGGACUAGAGAGAAGAAAGAAGGAACAAGAGGGAAAACCCAGAGCUGCGUUUUGCUGCCCUGCUGUCUUUGUGUACGUGGUCCAUGCUACGGCCCUGCUGGUGCUGGGGUUCUUCUGCAUGCACGUUCAGGUGCUGACCCGGUUCCUCGGCUCCUCCAGCCCCGUGCUGUACUGGUUCUCCGCCCACCUGCUCCAAGGACACGAGGCCCGGCUCUGGAAGGAGGGGGCCGAUGGGCAAAGCGUGGCGCGCGUCCGCGAGAGAUCAGCGCCGGGUGCAGCGCUCGGCUCCUGCGGGAAGGGCCCUGCGGGGCACCCCGUGCUCAGGUUGCUGCUGAGCUACCGCUCGAUGACCCCCGUCGGGCAGUGUGUCCUGGGGUACUUCGUGUCCUACUGGCUGCUGGGCCUGGUGCUGCACUGCAACUGCUUGCCUUGGACAUAACGAGCGGCUGCGGCCGCGGGUUGACGCCGUGGAUGCCUGCAUCUCUCGCCUGCCUGAUGGAAGUGGUCGCCAGGGGGUUCGCGGUGAAGCUCCAGUGCUGCUACAGCUGCAGAACGUCCCGUCUGUCGCGGACCUCUCGCUGCAGCGCCUGCGAUGGCCGC
Messenger RNA from Numida meleagris (helmeted guineafowl), 3750 nucleotides. RefSeq names its product phosphatidylinositol glycan anchor biosynthesis class V (gene PIGV). Gene Ontology annotation, cellular component: mannosyltransferase complex; endoplasmic reticulum membrane. The transcript has 5 exons. Gene Ontology annotation, biological process: GPI anchor biosynthetic process. Gene Ontology annotation, molecular function: alpha-1,6-mannosyltransferase activity; GPI mannosyltransferase activity. NCBI's taxonomy places the organism in Eukaryota, Metazoa, Chordata, Aves, Galliformes, Numididae. The record is from RefSeq and is a predicted model, not a curated record. The coding region runs from base 2036 to 3589 and encodes 517 amino acids.